ACUUUGUUAUAAACAUUGAAAUUAUUAUUAUGUAGCCAUGUCUAUUCAGGAAGGCUUCCUCUCUGCAGCUCAUAACUCUCUGCGUUCUGGUAGAAAGCGUCUCUCUGUUGCUCAGAGUUUGGAGCUCGCUGCUCAGGUCUCUGCUGUGGAUAUGGGGCUGAAGCCUGCCCUCCUGUACGACAGUAACGCCGCCUGUGCUGAGCAGCUCCAGCGGUAUCUUAGCUGCCUUCAGUCUCUCCAGCUCGUAUCUGAAUCCCUCCUCACGCUGGAUGUAAACGGAAAUGGCCUCAUUGUCAAUGCCGGCGCUCUGAGGUUGAAUUUAGAGCAGAUGAUCCGCGAUGGCGGCCCGCCUGUCGUAGAUGUCUCCACCACCUUGGAGAAGCCUGCUAUCUCUGAUAAACAGAGGAGGCAGCUGAACGGCAUGAUGGAAGAUGUUUUGCUACUUUUGGAGAAGUUUCAGCUAUCUGAGGCCAAUAAACCAUUUUAUGUCGGGGAGAAAUUUGAGGACUGGAACCUGUGCUCCUUGUUUGGUAUUUUACUGGGUUACCCAGUCACUUACUGGUUUGACCAGAACAAGAGCUUCGAGAACUGUCUGUCUAUGACGCCCCUGUUGGUGAUCAAAGCAUCGGCAUCAUGGCAGAUGGACGGGGUGGCUCACAGAUUCUGUCUGUAUUCGUUCAGCGUUCCUGCUGCUCUGCAGGGGGAGGCUCAGUCUGAGCUGGAGAACUGGAGGUUGAGUCUGCAGAGGAGAUUUGAGCAGCAGCACAUCAUGAAAGAUCUCAGUAUCAAUCAGUCCACACUCACUCUUCCCUCCAUCUGUUUGUAAUUCAACAAAAAGCUUCUGUUUAAAAUAAAAUGCUCUGGAAUAUGA
Molecule: messenger RNA, 871 nt
Organism: Cyprinodon tularosa
Lineage: Eukaryota; Metazoa; Chordata; Actinopteri; Cyprinodontiformes; Cyprinodontidae
Gene: cunh1orf74
Product: chromosome unknown C1orf74 homolog
Exons: 1
Coding region: 38-826 (262 amino acids)
Source: RefSeq, a predicted model, not a curated record